Meloidogyne enterolobii is the source of this 723-nucleotide messenger RNA. Lineage: Eukaryota; Metazoa; Nematoda; Chromadorea; Rhabditida; Meloidogynidae. The record is from the annotation of a GenBank genome assembly.
AUGAAUAUUAUAAAGAAAUUAAUUAGUGGAGGUGGAGGAGGCAAGAAGGAACCUCAAAAAAGCAACAAAAAUUCAUCAAAUGACACUAAUGAAAAUUUGGAAGACGAUUAUGAGCCUGAGCAUUGUGAAACUGACUUUGACCAGCAGUUUGAACAUGCUAGACGCAGUAUUUCAACAACUACAGUGCCAACUAUAACACAUUGCGAAUAUCGCGGCAGUCCCUCACGAAGCAAUCGGAGCACGCCAAAUCAAUCUGGAAAUCUAAAAUCCGGUCGUUCUACCAAAAGUCCAUCCCCUCUACAACCUCCAACCACACAGCGACCACGCUUUCAAUCCUCGCCGUUAGCAACAUCGAAUUCAGUAGCGGUUAGAAAAAGCAGUAAAUCAACACCACUAAUGCAGCGCAAGUCACAAACACCUGAAAAACCAGGGGUUUCUACUGGCAAGGAUUCCAUCCAAAGGAAUAUGACAAUGACACAGCAAAAGCAGGCUAAAGAUUUCGUCGAGUCUCUUGAUUGGAUACAACCAACUCAACAAGUAUCGAGCAGUGUCAUUCAACCUCAAGUUGUGCAAUCACAAAUGAUAGUCCCACAAAUCCAUAUUUGUGAAGCGUUACCAGUCGCUCGACCUAGUAAAGCAGUCACAGCAGUUAUCCCACAGAAACGAUCAGGCAUUCCUGUUCCUGUAGCAGCUUCAGGGAGAGUUGUGAAUAUAAACAAAUAA